GAAGGUUGAUUUUAGGGGCCUAACGAGUGGUCGAAUGGGGACUUGGAGAUGCCGCCAUUUCUGAGCGGGCGUUUCUGGCGCGCGGUGUUCACGCGGACCCGCGGCGAAAGGCUCUGGGCAGGGCACCGCCGGACCUCGGGCGGUCCGGGUUGCAGGUGGGACGCUCUCGCCGGAGCGGACGUGCUGCGAGCCGAGCCGGACAGAUUCGGGGGCAUCUCGGUGCCUCUGGAGCGGUUUCGCGCACUGGACCGCCUGGACGCCGCCUCUUUCCAGAAGGUCUUGCAGGCUGCAAUACAGCAAUGGAGGUCAGAAGGUAGGAUAGCGGUAUGGCUGCACAUUCCCAUCCUCCAAAGCCAAUUUAUUGCCCCUGCUGCUUCCCUGGGUUUCUGCUUUCACCAUGCAGAGUCGGAUUCAUCCACACUGACACUGUGGCUGGGAGAAGGACCCAGCAGAUUACCAGGAUAUGCGACACAUCAAGUAGGAGUUGCAGGAGCUGUAUUUGAUGAAAAUACUAGAAAAAUAUUAGUUGUACAAGAUCGAAAUAAAUUGAAAAAUAUGUGGAAGUUCCCAGGAGGCCUGUCAGAGCCUGGAGAAGAUAUCGGAGACACAGCAGUUCGAGAAGUUUUUGAAGAGACUGGUAUAAAAUCAGAAUUCAGGUCCCUUCUGAGCAUUCGGCAACAGCACACCAAUCCCGGAGCUUUUGGGAAGUCAGAUAUGUAUAUCAUCUGUCGCUUAAAGCCAUAUUCAUUCACCAUAAAUUUUUGCCAGCGUGAAUGCUUAAGGUGUGAGUGGAUGGAUCUCCAUGACCUGGUCAAGACUGAAAACACAACUCCCAUCACCAGCAGAGUUGCUAGGCUGCUUCUCUACGGGUACAGAGAAGGGUUUGACAAGAUUGAUUUCACCGUGGAAGAACUUCCAGCAGUUUACACAGGCUUGUUCUAUAAACUGUAUCAUAAGGAACUGCCAGAGAAUUAUAGAACUAUGAUAGGAAUGGAUUAAAUCCAUAUUUGUGUUUUUAAAAAUGUUAAGUAAAUUGUACAUGUAGGAUAAUGUGUACCAUAUUAUAUGAAGUGGUGGACAUUUGGGGUUAACUAAUAUCUGACUUUAAUUUCCCAAUUUUGUAUAAUUUCCAUGAAGAAAAUUUGUUUUUAAAAGCCUCUUUCCAAAUGAAGCAAAUGUAUGACAAAGAGUGUAGCUCUAAAUAAGCUUCACUGGAUAAAGGGAAAUGCUAUAUAAAAGGUGGAAGUCUAUACUUUUUCUAGGAACUUUUAUUGCUUUUCUUUACUAAGGCAAUGGUUAAAUAUUUAGUAUUAGAUAAAAGGUUAUCUGACCAUUUAUCCAAACUGAGCAGCUAGCUGUACAUUUUUUUCUUUCACUAACAAAUUUCUAAAACAUCUUCUUUCAUAUGAAAUGAGAUCAGAUGCUGCUAUUAAGAUCAGCUCUUAGCAGACAUUGGAAGAAAAAGUAUAGCUUUCUGCCCAGGUCCUGUUUUGGGUCCAAGUUUAUACUGCCCAGUUCGUUUCAGUGCCACAUACCAGCUGGAGUAUUUCCUUGACCGAUAAGUAUUGUAGUUAUUAGAUUCCAAUCGUUCAAAAAAGAAACACUCGUCCGUAACACAUUUCUGAAAAACAAAGGAAGAAUGAGUAGUUGUUAUUAUGCUUUCACAUGAAACACUUACGAGAGUGCACUGCCCCUUCUGCUCAACCAGCAGCAGUGCUCUUGGCUUCAGAACAAACUAGUUUGCAAGACUCAAUGGGCCAAAGUCUGACAGAAUCUAGCUCUGCAGAGGGAUGCAGGACAAGAACUCAGCACGUCAGCAGGAGAGCUUUCAGGCACAUCUCUUCAGAGGAGGAAUUCAGGGACCUUUCUCCAGCCCUACAAUGGACAGGUUGGGUAUCAGGCAGCGAGAGCACACAGAUGCUGUCAGAACCACACUGCCUCAGACUUAAGCCAUCCCAUGAACAUAGCUUUCAUGAAGGGGGAUAUACCCAGUAACAAAGAACACACUUCACUUAGUGAAACCCAAAGCUGUGGCUUCCAGUUAGGUAUGUAUGGCACAUCCAUACUCCUCCCAGUCCAGAGGCUGGUGACUAAUCAGGGGUCGUUUUUACUUAUACCAGGGUUCCCCUGAAACUGCUGGAAGGGUAACCCAGAGAUACCUUCGUAAAGAAGAAGGCUUUGUUAAUUAAUACUUUACUCACAGAAACAGUACCAAUUCUUAAAUUACAGCAAUUUUUUUCUAGUGGCUAACAUUUUUUUUUUUUUUCAACGUUUAUUUUUUGGGGACAGACAGAGACAGAGCAUGAACGGGGGAGGGGCAGAGAGAGAGGGAGACACAGAACCGGAAACAGGCUCCAGGCUCUGAGCCAUCAGCCCAGAGCCUGACGCGGGGCUCGAACUCCCGGACCGCGAGAUCGUGACCUGGCUGAAGUCGGACGCUUAACCGACUGCGCCACCCAGGCGCCCCAUCUAGUGGCUAACAUUUCUAAGGCAUAAAAAGAAUAGUUUAUUAUAUAGAAUAUAGCUAAUGUAUAUAUAAUGCCAAAAAAUUGUAUUAGAACAUUAAUAUAUGAUUAAUAUUCCCAAAACACUAACAGAGAAUGAAGAAUAAGUAACAUAGACCAUA
Messenger RNA from Felis catus (domestic cat), 2626 nucleotides. RefSeq names its product nudix hydrolase 6 (gene NUDT6). The transcript is spliced from 5 exons. Bases 49 to 999 code for a protein of 316 amino acids. NCBI's taxonomy places the organism in Eukaryota, Metazoa, Chordata, Mammalia, Carnivora, Felidae. The record is from RefSeq and is a predicted model, not a curated record. Gene Ontology annotation, molecular function: ADP-ribose diphosphatase activity; NADH pyrophosphatase activity; NAD binding.